Messenger RNA from Penicillium manginii, 2358 nucleotides. Its product is annotated as RING-H2 finger protein. The coding region runs from base 1 to 2358 and encodes 785 amino acids. The record is from RefSeq and is a predicted model, not a curated record. Gene Ontology annotation, biological process: protein ubiquitination. Lineage: Eukaryota; Fungi; Ascomycota; Eurotiomycetes; Eurotiales; Aspergillaceae. Gene Ontology annotation, molecular function: ubiquitin protein ligase activity; zinc ion binding. The transcript has 6 exons.
AUGGGACAGUCUUCCUCUACGGCUCGAGAUCCUCCCGACACCAUCUACCCGGAUUACUUGGCACCUCACUCGAUACAGCGCGGCCACAGUGCAAGGAAUGAAGAUAUGAACAAUCGACCACCAGUUGAACAGAACGGGCAGGCCGGAUCCUCAAGUAGAGAGGGGAUGUCUCACUCUAAUGGGCAAGAAACAGGCUCAGGUGAAGCGAAUGACCCUACGGAGACCUGGCAACAACCUACUCUAUACUCCGGAGGAAGUCCACAUCAGAUGCGCAGUAUCGAGGAAGAAGGAAACGCCGAAAUAGAAGAUGACGAUGAUCGAGCUUACCGUUCCGCGGCCAUUGCUCGGAUGCCAAGAAGAGACGCCUGCAGAGGGCCAUGCACACCGCCAUGGACUAGUCUCGAGAACCCCCCCCCAAGGUCCGAGACAGGCCACAGCAGUGGUCGCUUUAGCCCCUUUAGUGCGUUGGGAUCAAGAGGAGUGACCCGCCGGAGGUCUACAAGAGGGCCUUACUUCAUUCCCUCGCGCGAGGACCCAUCGGGCACCCCUGAUGCUCCCAAUAACGAGCGGCGACUCCCUGAGCCCAAUCGGGCUUCUUGGCGACGAAGCGCACGCCUCAAUCGCGUGCGCCAUUCGAUAUCGACCCCAAUAUCUCACAUGUUUGGCCAGCCACAUUCUGACAUAUCUCCACCUCAUGAAUAUCCGCCACAUCUGUCAGCAGACCAGCAUCUUAAUGACUUACCGCAAGAAAUGGACACUCGCUUGGACUGGAGAGAAUCAAUUGGGGAUCCAUUACCCGAUAUGGGGGGGAUGGAGCCACCGUCUUUGACUGCAGGCCUGCCCGCUUCCGAUCAACCAAACGCUGGAAUCAUGGGAAUGCGUCGACUCCCUGGCCUCCUCCGUGCGCGAUCAUCUCGGGCAUUGCGACCACAAGAACAGACCCCUCUUUCUCGAGUUCUACAACUCGCGGCAGCUGCCAUUGCUGCUCAACUUUCCGGUACUACAGGCCCUGCUAUGCCGAACAUACAGGCCUUGGGCAAUGACGGAAUUGAGGGCUCGCUUGAGAAUUUCAUCCAGAGCUUACAGCAUGCUACCUCUCCCCAAGGACAACCUUCUCCGGUUGGCGGAGAGGGGCCUAGUAACCCUCCCAGUGAUCGACAAACACCUCCAGUCAAUUUCUUGCGAGUCUUCAGAUUUGCCAAUUCAGAUUCAGCCACUGGCUCUAAUCCCCUUGGGUCAAGCUCGGAGAACUCGGAGAACCUCAGGACCCCAAAUGAGGGGAUAUCUGCAGACGAGCCACCAGAGGGAGGCGAGGGACGACUUGUCACACUGGUUGUAGUGGGUGUUCGAUCCGUCCCAUCGGGUAACGGUGCCAAUAGUGAACAAGGCCCACCAGCCCCCGGUGGUGCAGGUCUCGAUGCUCUCCUCGGGUUGCCAUUCCUCCCACCGAGCCUCCCACGACCCCAGGAUGCUCAAGGUGAUCUAGGACAAGGCACAGAAGGCCAGCCGAGAAUGCAUGCUCCACGUCCUGCAGGCCUCGCCGGGGUCCCACCAUCCAGAGCCCCGGACUUCUUACGCCAAGCAGGUCUUAUUCCUUCACGCAGAAUGUCUGAUGUUGGACAUCAAACUGCGAACCCGGCUUACCCCCCCAUCAGCGCUGUCCGAAAGUCCUCCUGGACCUCAUCCUCCACCCUCCACCCCUGCCGAACAAGGCUUGUCUGCUGUUUCUUCCGGCACUUCAACCCCAAGCCGCAGGCCGUCUCCAUGCAGCCUCCCGCGGGACCGUCUGAGGACUCUGUUCCGUUGAAUGCCGCUCGCCAAAGACGACGAAGUGAUUCCGAAUUCGCCCGUCAUCGAGCUCUUGGGUCAGGCGGGGGCAGAAGUUGGCUCAUCUACGUGGUCGGGACAAACUUAUCCGAGAACCACCCAGCUCUAACGACGCCGAGUCUCUUCACUGAUAACCCCACAUACGAGGACAUGAUUCUGCUAUCGUCUCUUUUGGGGCCAGCCAAGCCUCCUGUCGCAAGUCAAGACGAUGUCAAUUCCGCGGGUGGUCUUUUCCGUCUUGUCGAGUACGGUGGUUCGUUGGUCGCAGAGUCUGUGGAUGGUACGGGUGUCAUUCAGAUCUCAGAUGGAGAGCGCUGCUUAAUCUGUCUGAGUGACUACGAAGUAGCCGAAGAAGUUCGUGAGUUGAACAAAUGCAAACACGUCUUCCAUAGAGACUGCAUUGAUCAGUGGCUUACCACGGGUCGAAACUCAUGCCCUCUCUGUCGGGGCCAAGGCGUCCACGAAACUUCCAAUGGCGACGAGCCAGCAACCUCCGAGCAACCUCCUGCAUUUCCAGGCACAGCCAUCUAA